AUGGGUGGAGUCACACUGGUCAAGGAGUGCCUCUUUCUGUUCUCAUUAGGUGCUCACUGCACCAGCGUCAGUUUCAACGUCACCGUCAGCGUUAACGUCAGGGUCGGCGUCAGCGUCGGCGUCAGCGUCGGAGUCGGCGUCAGCGUCGGAGUCGGCGUCAGCGUCGGAGUCGGCGUCAGCGUCGGAGUCGGCGUCAGCGUCGGAGUCGGCGUCAGCGUCGGAGUCGGCGUCAGCGUCGGCGUCAGCGUCGGCGUCAGCGUCGGCGUCAGCGUCGGCGUAAGCGUCGGCGUCAGCGUCGGCGUAAGCGUCGGCGUCAGCGUCGGCGUCAGCGUCGGCGUCAGCGUCGGCGUCAGCGUCGGCGUCAGCGUUGGCGUCAGCAUCGUACUGUGA
Molecule: messenger RNA, 390 nt
Organism: Corticium candelabrum
Lineage: Eukaryota; Metazoa; Porifera; Homoscleromorpha; Homosclerophorida; Plakinidae
Exons: 3
Coding region: 1-390 (129 amino acids)
Source: RefSeq, a predicted model, not a curated record